Trypanosoma brucei brucei TREU927 is the source of this 297-nucleotide messenger RNA. RefSeq lists its product as hypothetical. Gene Ontology annotation, biological process: vacuolar proton-transporting V-type ATPase complex assembly. The record is from RefSeq and is a predicted model, not a curated record. The coding region runs from base 1 to 297 and encodes 98 amino acids. Lineage: Eukaryota; Euglenozoa; Kinetoplastea; Trypanosomatida; Trypanosomatidae. The transcript has a single exon. Gene Ontology annotation, cellular component: endoplasmic reticulum membrane.
AUGGCCGGGGAAGCGGGACUUCCAUGGGUGGCACGCUUCAUUAACCACAUCUUAACGCCCGGAUCGGCCCUCUCGCCGGUGGUUUGGUGCGCGUUCAACGUUGUGAUGGCCGCACUGCUCCUGUGCUGGCUACCGUUGCUUAUUUCUAUGCCAUCGAAUAUACACCUCUGGGUGUUCGGCUUCCUUGGCGCCGGUCUGGCCUUCUCCACCAAUUGGUUCUUCAGGGAACUUUCCGCCAGGCCCCCAAGUGCUGCAGAAGCUACCGAGCACGAAGUUCGUGAGAAAAGGAACCAAUGA